AUGCAACCAAGAACACGAAUUCCCGAGUUUGCAGAAUUAGAAAACUAUAAAAAUCUUGGGCUAUUGACCCAGAUGCAACUCGAUUUACUCUAUCGAAGAGUAAAUGGCGAGUCUUAUCAACAAAUACGGAAUGUUUACUCAAUUUCAAAGACGACAGUAGCACGCGCAAUCAUGCGCACUGCUACUUGUCGUUCAUGGACAAAAGGUCAGUCAGGGGGUGGUAUGACCCUUUUGUCACUACCAGAUGAAAUGCAGUUCAAAAAACUUGUUCAAGAGAUGGCAGACGACUUGAACUGUAUUACAACAUCAAUGGCCAUUGCUGUCUGUACGGAAUUACAAAAUAGGAGAUUAAAAUUUGCGGCGCGGGUACUAAUCGCUGCAAGAUGCCCGCAUCUUCUAGCGAAGCUCGAUGAUUACUGCCCAUCGCCAUCCCGUGGCUGGCUUAAUCAUAUCGCCACAAGAUUGUCAAUUCGGAUUGUGAGCUCCCAAACUAUUGAUAUGCUCCGACGCUCUACCUGUGACGCAAACCAUAUUCGCCAAUUUUUCCUCUCCAAGCAUAGAUACUUUGCCCGCAGGAAGAAGUUUAUUGCGAAUAUGGACGAGACAAUGCUCUAUUCCAAACGUCGCUAUAAAGUUCUUACUGCUGGCCGGAAUCGCCCAGUUCGCGCUGAAAAGUCUCAGCUUCCACAUCUUACAGGGGUCUGUACCAUCUUUGCAGAUGGUACAACUAUGAAGCCAAUGGUGAUACUUCCACAAAAGAAGACCCUUGA
Messenger RNA from Trichomonas vaginalis G3, 770 nucleotides. RefSeq names its product DDE endonuclease family. The transcript has a single exon. The annotation marks the transcript as partial. The record is from RefSeq and is a predicted model, not a curated record. Lineage: Eukaryota; Parabasalia; Trichomonadida; Trichomonadidae.